Messenger RNA from Chrysoperla carnea, 1646 nucleotides. RefSeq names its product 4-coumarate--CoA ligase 2-like. The record is from RefSeq and is a predicted model, not a curated record. Lineage: Eukaryota; Metazoa; Arthropoda; Insecta; Neuroptera; Chrysopidae. The annotation marks the transcript as partial. The transcript is spliced from 7 exons. Gene Ontology annotation, biological process: fatty-acyl-CoA biosynthetic process; long-chain fatty acid metabolic process. Gene Ontology annotation, molecular function: long-chain fatty acid-CoA ligase activity.
UCGAAAAAAAAAAUAUGGGCAGCAUAGUGACAACGAUUUUUGAUCGACCCAAGCAGAAAAAUUAUAAAGAGCUUAUUUUGUAUGGUGGUGAAUUAAAAUUCCCACCGUGUGAUCAAAAUUUUGGACAAAUAUUAUUGAAUCAAAUGGCAUUACAUUCGGAUAAAAUUGCACAGGUUCAUCCCGUAGACAAUAUUUCAUAUACACAUGGCGAAAUUCGAUUAUUUACAAUCCGUUGUGCUUUGGAGAUGCACGCUUUGGGCGUUCGAAAGGGAGAUAUUGUUACAAUAUGUGGACGAAAUCAUUCACACGUUAUUAUACCAUUUCUGGCAGCUACAUAUUUAGGCGCAGUUUCUAAUCCAUUGCAUCCAAAUUUUUCAGCAAAUGAAGUACGCCGUAUGAUAACUUUAACUGAACCACGAAUGAUAUUUUGUGAUCCAGAAGCGAAAAAUAUGAUCUUAGAAAUUCGUAAUGAAUUGGGUUUAGCUUCUCGUAUUGUUACGUUUGAUAACGAGUUCGAACCAUUUAUUGCUCCGCAUGACUAUCAAGAUGAGACAUUUUUUAAAUGUGAAGAAGUGGACCCGGAAAAUGACAACAUGUUCAUUGUUUGCACAAGCGGAACAACUGGUUUCAUUAAGGGAGUCACCAUCCGACAUGCAGCAUUCUAUACGUGUAUUGUAGAAUUUCUUGAUGAAAUCGAAGAGGAUGACAAAUUAUUAAUCUAUUCACCCUUGUCAUGGGUAACAUCAAUUUGGACAACCGGUUUGGUUUGCUACAAAGGAGCAACAAAAUUCAUUUGUGAAUAUGAACCAAUCAGAAAUUUAGAGAUAAUUACCGAACAUAAAAUAACGUGGGCAUUAUUUUCACCAAUGCUGUUCAUGCAAAUGAUACGACAUCCAUUAUUCCCAGAAUACGAAGCAAGGAUUGUGGAAACAAUCAAAAGUAUUGUAUACUGUGGAAGUGCUUCGACAGACGAACAAGUUAUGGAAUUUCGACGUGUAUUUCCAAAUGCAUUUCUAUUUAAUGGUUAUGGUAGCUCUGAGGGUUGUGUUUGCCAUGUAUGGUUUGAUCGAACAAAGGAUGCUGAAUUAAAUUUAUCUAAAAUGAAUUCAAGUGGUUAUCCAGUCCCAGGAGGCUAUGCGAAGGUAAUUGAUCCAGAUACUGGGAAAACAUUGGGACCCAACGAACCGGGUGAAUUUUUAUUAAAGAGUCCAUCUAUGACAAAAGGUUAUUAUAAGAAUCCAGAAGCUACGGCUGAAGUAAUUGAUAAUGAUGGCUGGUAUCAUUCAGGCGAUAUGGUUAAAUUUGACGAAGAAAAUUGUUUUUAUGUAUUAGGGCGUUAUAAAGAAAUUCUUAAAUACAGGAGUUGGCAGGUAUCACCAGCUGAGUUAGAAGAAGUUAUCCGUUCACAUCCAGCAGUUAAUAUGGUGUGCGUUAUUGGUAAACCACACGAAGAUGAUGGCGAGUGGCCAUUAGCUUUUAUUGUGAAGAAAAAUAGUAUGGGAGACGUAACUGGAAAUGAAAUUGUUGAAUUUGUAAAUGAUCGCGUUGCUGAUCAUCAAAAAUUACGUGGUGGUGUUAUAUUUUUGGAUAGUUUACCAAUGACACCAAGUGGAAAAAUACGUCGCAUUGAUUUAAAAAAAUUAAUU